AUGGAUCUCUUUUCUCCAGCUUCUGAUAUGACUUCCCGUCGCAAAUCACUUCUAUGGCCAAUCAGGGGCCAUAAUCCCUUCCUGUCCAACACUCAGCGAAUAGAACAGCCAUCCCAGUAUUCGGUCGAUCGUGCUGCUAAAAGCCGGCAAACAAGGUCUCUGCAGCCGGGUGGAUUUCCGAUAAUUGGGGAAUGUUACAGCGAUCCAGCUCCUUCGGUUUGUUUACCUAUCAUCGUUAUGCAACGGCCAGAGGUUCUCACACUAUCAUACGAAAAGUUACCCCAAUAUCGUUCCUGCAGAAGAUCGUUCCGAUACGAGUGCGUUCCUCAGGACUCCCCGCGCUCCACGAAGCGACAGCGACAUAUUGAAGAUCCAAACGUUGAGUACUGGCUCAGCCACAGAUGUCAAGUAUCAACAGCACCUUUAAUACGAGACCCGAUGGAGUAUUUGCACGCGCGGCCGACAACUUUUUCCCUUCGCCGGACAAAUUCAAGCACCGGCUUGGAUGAACCAAGUGAAACUAGUUCACGUCCUAGGAACAAAUACGACCGUAGGAACUUUGAGACUUUUCUUCGAACCAAGGGCAGCUUCAUGGACGAUUAUUCUGAUGGUCUCAAAAACGAAAGCCUACAUUUAUGUCAAGAAUUGCUACAAAAUGACCUUAUUAUAGUCCCUCGAAAUACAGCGUUUGAUGACAGCAUAUUUUCAUCAGUAUGCUCAAAAUUAGAAAGCAAAAAUGAGACUAGGGUUGUACGAAUUAUAAGUGAACUUAUUGUUCCUUCAGCUGAUAUCGCAAUUUGUCGUGGCCAUGUCAAAUUUAAACACCUAGCUGUUAGCAUAAGUGAGGCCUGGAGUAACUCGGUCUCUCUUGAUGCAGACCCCAUCACCACUGAUCCGCCUUUGCAGUCUCAGCAACUUUUAAAACUUCUCUCUCGGUAA
Histoplasma capsulatum G186AR is the source of this 939-nucleotide messenger RNA. RefSeq lists its product as uncharacterized. NCBI's taxonomy places the organism in Eukaryota, Fungi, Ascomycota, Eurotiomycetes, Onygenales, Ajellomycetaceae. Bases 1 to 939 code for a protein of 312 amino acids. The transcript has 2 exons. The record is from RefSeq and is a predicted model, not a curated record.